UUCGCAAAGCCCUCUGUCCCAGGACUCGUCAAGGAACGCCUGGCUUUCCGUCUGCUGUAAGAGCAAGACUCUCCUCCUUUAGAUUCUUGAAAAUAUACAUCUUAAGAAUUUGCCUCUGCGGCUUCACUUUCUCAUCCAGAUCACCAGAAAAAGUUAAGAUGAAGGUUGUGGGAUCUACCUGCGCGAUGAAGAGCAAAGUGGGCGGCGAGGACGUGGUGCGCUGCCUGUCCGACCAGAGCCUCACCAUCUCCAAAUGCAAGAUCCCUCUUCUGGAUGAGCAGAUGAGUGUUUUCCUGCAAGACAUGAACAGCUGCUACAGCAAGCUCAAGGAACUGGUGCCCACCCUGCCUCCCAACAAGAAGGCCAGCAAGGUGGAGAUCCUGCAGCACGUCAUCGACUACAUCUGGGACCUUCAGGUGGAGCUCGACUCGCCGGGGAUGAACCGCCCGCAGACAUCCAGCAGCUCGCCCCUCACCCGCACCCCCCUGACAACCCUGAACGCGGAGCUGAGCAGCAUCUCCGUCGAGAAUGGAUGCUCAGAUGACAGAAUCCUGUGCCGCUGAUCUGCACAGUGCCAACGCUCCCCAGGCGAAGGAGAUGGCAAUAUGAAGAAGAAGCAUCCUUUCCCAGAGCCCCUUGAAUGAAACGGGGGGGGGGGCUGUGGAACACCGUUCCAGCAUUCACAUGAGAGCAGAGCGCAUGAGCGCUUAAAGCUGAAAGAAGGAACGGAACUGUGUAGAUAGAGCUGUCCUCAUCCCUCCGAUUUGGAGGAACCCGGGUUCAAGAGGAGGGGACAACGGUGUACAUCCCAUAUGUUUCUUAUACUGGACUCCACACGAAAGACUUGUAAUCUUU
Scleropages formosus (Asian bonytongue) is the source of this 855-nucleotide messenger RNA. RefSeq names its product inhibitor of DNA binding 1, HLH protein (gene id1). The coding region runs from base 159 to 563 and encodes 134 amino acids. Gene Ontology annotation, molecular function: transcription regulator activity; protein dimerization activity. Gene Ontology annotation, cellular component: cytoplasm; nucleus. The record is from RefSeq and is a predicted model, not a curated record. Gene Ontology annotation, biological process: negative regulation of transcription by RNA polymerase II; cell differentiation; circadian regulation of gene expression. The transcript has 2 exons. Lineage: Eukaryota; Metazoa; Chordata; Actinopteri; Osteoglossiformes; Osteoglossidae.